AUGGUUUUAUUUAGUGUAUUAACCAUGAUUGUAGCGAUUGCCUUAUUUUCCCUUCGAAUUUCAGCUAUUAAUUUCAACAGAAUUGCGAUUAUCGUAUUAAUCUAUUCUGGAUUUUUAGCUUACAAUACAAUUUAUACUGAUUUAGUAGGAUCAGGAAUUGGUGUAUUUAGUGGUUUAUUCCAAAUUACAGCGAUUACACAAAGUAUUGAUGUAUUCAUUUGUUUAAUUGGUGCUUUAGUACUUUUAUUAGGAGAAAACUCUACGAUUGGAACUGGAACAUCAUUAAAAGAUGGAGUAACUGUGAAACAAUCGAGUAUGAUUGGUAAAUAUUUACCCGUUUUAGCAGAAUAUCCUUUAAUUGUAUUAUUUUCUGUAUUAGGAAUGAGUAGUUUAAUUUCGAGCAGUGAUUUAGUAUCUAUGUUCUUAUCUAUUGAAUUACAAAGUUUCGCUGUUUAUAUUUUAGCUACGAUUUAUAGAGAUUCUGAAUCUGCAACAGCAGCAGGAUUAAAAUAUUUCUUAUUAGGUAGUUUAUCUUCAGCUUUCAUUUUAUUAGGAAGUAGUUUAAUUUAUGGAUUUACAGGAUUAACUAGUUUUGAAGGACUAUACAUGUUAUGUUCAACUACAACAAGUAAUCAUGCUAUUGAAAUUAGUGUAUUAUUAAUUGUAGUAGGUCUAUUAUUCAAAGUUUCAGCUGCUCCAUUCCAUAAUUGGGCUCCAGAUGUAUAUGAUGGAGUACCAACAAUGGUAAUGAGUUGGUUAGUAACAAUGCCUAAAAUUUCAUUAUUAGUAUUUAUUUUAGAAUUCCAAGGAUUUACUCAAUUAUCAAAUUGGUCUUCAUGGACAUAUCUAUUAUUAAUUAGUUCUUUACUAUCUUUAAUGAUUGGUACAAUUGGUGGAUUAUCUCAAUAUAGAAUUAAACGAUUAUUAGCUUAUAGUACGAUUUCUCAUGUAGGUUUCUUAUUAUUAGCUUUAGCGAUUAAUAGUGAAGAAUCAAUUGAAUCUUUCUUAUUCUAUCUAAUUCAAUACUCAUUAACAAAUGUAAAUGUAUUCUUUAUUCUAAUUGCUUUUGGUUAUCUAUUACAUAGUAGAGGAUUAGCUCCUUAUUCACCUGUUCAAUUUAUUAAUCAAUUAAAAGGACAAUUCCAAAUGAAUCCUUUAUUAGGUAUUAGUUUAGCGAUUUGUUUAUUCUCAAUGGCCGGUAUUCCUCCACUAGUAGGAUUCUUUGGUAAACAGAUGGUUUUAUAUUCAGCAGUGCAUAACGGAAAUUUCUUCUUAGCAUUAGUAGCUAUUUUAACAAGUGUAGUAAGUGCUGCUUAUUAUUUAAGAGUAAUUAAAGUGAUUCAUUUUGAUCCAUACACAGUAACUGAUACAAAUGUAGUAAAUAAAGAAACAGUAACAACUUCAAGUAGUUUAGUGAUUGCUACACUUACUUUAUUAUUAAUUUUCUUUAUUUUUAACCCAACACCAUUAUUAAAUAGUGCUCAUCUAAUCACUUUAAGUUUAUUUUAUUGGUAA
Molecule: messenger RNA, 1515 nt
Organism: Umbelopsis ramanniana AG
Lineage: Eukaryota; Fungi; Mucoromycota; Umbelopsidomycetes; Umbelopsidales; Umbelopsidaceae
Exons: 1
Coding region: 1-1515 (504 amino acids)
Biological process (GO): ATP synthesis coupled electron transport
Molecular function (GO): NADH dehydrogenase (ubiquinone) activity
Source: RefSeq, a predicted model, not a curated record